AUGGAUGCCUCUUUCCAGGUAUCUGUAACUCAAGUCAGGUUGGAGUGGAGUACUCUGAUCCCUGCAUGGCUCCGACAUCGGCAGUUAGGGUUGCACAUGAAAGGCCAAAACUUUAUGCUAGAGGAUUCCAUCUUCUGGAUCUUUGGGGGCUCCAUACACUAUUUCCGUGUGCCCCGGGAAUACUGGAGGGAUCGCUUGCUCAAGAUGAGAGCCUGUGGCUUGAAUACCCUCACCACCUAUGUCCCAUGGAACCUCCAUGAGCCAGAAAGAGGCAAAUUCAACUUCUCUGGGAAUCUGGACUUAGAGGCCUUUGUCUUGAUGGCUGCAGAGAUUGGGCUGUGGGUGAUUCUGCGUCCAGGCCCUUACAUCUGCAGUGAGAUUGACCUUGGAGGCUUACCCAGCUGGCUACUCCAGGACUCUGGCAUGAAACUGAGAACAACUUACAAGGGCUUCACUGAGGCAGUGGACCUUUACUUUGAUCACCUAAUGUCCAGGGUGGUGCCUCUCCAGUAUAAGCAUGGAGGACCCAUCAUUGCUGUGCAAGUAGAGAAUGAAUAUGGUUCCUAUGACAGAGAUCCUGCUUACAUGCCUUACAUCAAGAAGGCCUUAGAGGACCGUGGUAUCAUAGAACUGCUCUUGACUUCAGACAACAAGGAUGGCCUAAAGAAGGGAAUGGUCCAUGGAGUAUUGGCCACCAUCAACUUACAGACACGACAGGAGCUGCAGUUAAUGAACACCUUUCUUGUGAGUGUCCAGGGGAUUCAGCCUAAGAUGGUGAUGGAGUACUGGACAGGGUGGUUUGACUCAUGGGGAGGCCCACACAAUAUCCUGGAUUCCUCUGAAGUUCUGGAAACAGUGACCGCCAUCAUUGAUGCUGGCUCAUCCAUCAACCUCUACAUGUUCCAUGGAGGCACCAAUUUUGGCUUUAUAAAUGGAGCCAUGCAUUUUCAUGAAUAUAAGUCUGAUGUCACCAGCUAUGACUAUGAUGCUGUGCUGACAGAAGCUGGAGAUUAUACAGCCAAAUAUUCAAAGCUUCGAGAAUUUUUCGGCUCCUUCUCAGAUGCCCCUCUACCUCCCCCUCCUAAACCUCUUCCCAAGAUGACCUAUGAGCCAUUGAUACCGGUUUUCUACCUAUCACUGUGGGAUGUCCUCAGUUUCAUAGGGGAGCCAAUCAAGUCUGAAAAGCCCAUCAACAUGGAGAACCUGCCAGUAAAUGACGGGAAUGGACAGGCCUUUGGGUACAUUCUGUAUGAGACCAUCAUCACCUCAUCUGGCACCCUUAGUGGUGUUGUACGUGAUCGGGGACAGGUAUUUUUGGACACAGUAUCUAUAGGAUUCAUGGACUAUAAAACAACGAAGAUUAUUAUCCCCUUGAUUCAGGGUUACACCUUUCUGAGGAUCUUGGUGGAGAAUCGUGGGCGAGUCAACUACGGGAAUAAUAUUGAUGAUCAGCGCAAAGGCAUAAUUGGAAAUCUCUAUCUGAAUGAUUCUCCCUUGAAAAAAUUCAGAAUCUACAGCUUAGACAUGAAAAAGAGCUUCUUUCAGAGGUUCAGCAUUGACAAAUGGACUCGUAUCCCUGAUGUACCUACAUUCCCUGCUUUCUUCUUCUGUGGCUUUGUAAUUGGCUCUUCCCCUUCUGACACGUUUCUGAAACUGGAGGGCUGGGAGAAGGGAGUUAUAUUCGUCAAUGGCCAAAACCUUGGACGUUACUGGAACAUCGGACCCCAGGAAACCCUCUACCUACCAGGUCCUUGGCUAUUCAGAGGAAACAACCAGAUCAUCAUUUUUGAGGAGGUGAUGGCAGGCUCUGUGAUACAGUUUACUGACACCCCUUACCUGGGCAGAAACCAGUACAUUCACUAA
This is a messenger RNA of Marmota flaviventris (yellow-bellied marmot), 1863 nucleotides long. RefSeq names its product beta-galactosidase-1-like protein 2. Lineage: Eukaryota; Metazoa; Chordata; Mammalia; Rodentia; Sciuridae. The record is from RefSeq and is a predicted model, not a curated record. Gene Ontology annotation, biological process: carbohydrate metabolic process. Gene Ontology annotation, molecular function: beta-galactosidase activity.